Messenger RNA from Rubroshorea leprosula, 3152 nucleotides. The record is from the annotation of a GenBank genome assembly. NCBI's taxonomy places the organism in Eukaryota, Viridiplantae, Streptophyta, Magnoliopsida, Malvales, Dipterocarpaceae.
CUCCAACCUGGCCCUGGGGUCUCUCUAAUUUCUCAUUACACCCCUCCAUUUAAUCAUUUGCACUGUUUCUGAAUGAAUCCACUCUAGUUUCAAAACCCAGAAUCUGUUCUGUUUUUUCAACAAAUACACUACAUUUGUUCUUUGGGUAGAGAAAUUUCAGCAGGAUUUCAUAUAGGGUCUGGUCUCUAUGGCUCUGAGGUGUUCUUGGUUCAGCUUGACUCUGUUCUGUGGGUGUUUGGUUGUUGGUUUCUGUGAUCAAGCAGGUUUCUUGAGCAUAUCUUGUGGUGGGACUGGGAGUUUUGUUGAUUCGUAUAACAUACAGUGGGUCUCAGAUGAUGAAUACAUAAGCUCAGGCAAUACAACUAGAUUUGAGUAUCCAGAUGGUACGUCUUCAUCUAGUGUUCCUCUCCGAUUUUUCCCAGAAUCACAAGGUCGAAACUGUUUUAGGUUACCGGUAAAGAAUUUAUCAGCGUUGGUUCUUGUAAGAGCCCAAUUUGUGUACAAGAACUAUGAUGGACUUGAGAAACCUCCAGCUUUCACUGUUUCUCUUGCCACAGCUGUUACUGCUAUGGUAAACCUCAGUAUUAAAGAUCCAUGGACUGAAGAAUUUAUAUGGCCAGUAAGUAAGGACACACUACCAUUUUGUCUCCUUGCUAUUCCACAUGCUGGAUCUCCAGUUAUUUCUUCACUUGAAGUUCGGCCACUUCCUCAAGGAGCUUACCAAACUGGCUUGGAAGAUCUCCCCAAUAAGUCUCUUCGAAAGUCUUAUCGAAUUAAUAGUGGUUACACCAAUGGAUCACUGCAAUAUCCAGUGGAUCCAUUUGAUCGCAUAUGGGAUCCUGAUCAAGGUUAUAUACCGUUUCGUGUUUCAUCCCAGUUUGAUAUUCUUCUUAGCUUCAACUUGUCAAGUCUAUGGGAGAUUCCCCCGGUUGCUGUACUUCAGACUGCAAGAGUUGUGGCGCGGAAGGAUGUCUUAACAUAUAACUUGCCUCUUGAUACAUUGGGGGACUAUUAUAUAAUCCUCUACUUUGCUGGGAUUCUUCCAGUGUCCCCUUCUUUUGAUGUACUGAUUAAUGGUGAUGUUAAGGAAUCAGAAUAUACCAUUACAACCUCAGAAGCCAGUGCUCUAUAUUUGGCAGAAAAGGGAAUCACAAAUUUGAACAUUACCAUUAAGAGCACCAAAUUUUACCCGCAAAUCAAUGCACUAGAAGUUUACAAAAUUGUUGAUAUUCCACCUGAGGCUUCCUCAACAACAGUUUCAGCACUUCAAGUUAUUGAGCAGUUUACGGGGUUAGAUCUCAGAUGGCAAGAUGAUCCAUGUUCUCCAAUUCCAUGGGAUCAUAUCAAAUGUGAAGGAAACCAAGUAGCAUCACUGGACCUGUCUGACUUCAACUUGAGGUUAAUUAGCCCAACAUUUGGUGACUUGCUGGAUCUUAAAAUACUGGAUCUGCAUAACACAUCACUUUCAGGAGAGAUACAAAACCUGGGUAGCCUGCAGCAUCUUGAGAAAUUGAAUCUGAGUUUCAAUCAGCUGUCAUCCUUUGGCUCUGAUUUGGAGGAGUUGGUUAGCCUUCAAGUUCUGGACCUGCAAAACAAUAAGUUACAGGGAAUAGUUCCUGACAGCUUGGGAGAGUUGGAGAACCUCCAUCUACUGAAUCUGGAGAAUAAUAAACUGCAAGGCACCCUCCCACAGUCAUUGAACAGAGAAAGCUUGGAUGUCAGAACAUCAGGCAAUUUGUGCCUUUCCUUCUCCACAAUGUCAUGCAAUAAUGUUUCCUCGUAUCCUUCAAUUGAGGCACCACAAGUUACCAUCCUUACGAAUAGGAAACACAGUCGACAUCGUUUAGCAGUUAUACUUGGUGCAGCAGGAGGAGCCCUAGUAGCUGUAUUUGUAGCUUCUCUAGUUGUAUUCUUGUACGUAAGGAAAAGGAGAAGCGAAGUCACGUAUACAAUGAGGGCAGCCAUUGAUAUGCGAAACUGGAAUACAGCUAGAGUCUUUUCCUACAAGGAAAUAAAAGCAGCUACAAACAGCUUCAAAGAGGUUAUAGGCCGUGGUAGUUUUGGAUCUGUUUACCUUGGAAAGCUAUCAGAUGGCAAACUAGUAGCUGUGAAAGUUCGGUUUGAUAAAAGUCAACUAGGGGCUGAUUCUUUUAUCAAUGAGGUGUAUCUCUUGUCACAAAUUCGACAUCAGAAUCUUGUCUGUCUAGAGGGAUUUUGUCAUGAAUCAAAGCAGCACAUUCUAGUCUAUGAAUAUCUACCGGGUGGAUCUCUGUCUGAUCACCUGUAUGGUCCAAACAGUCAAAAAUUUUCAUUAAGCUGGGGUCGGCGAUUAAAAAUAGCUGUCGAUGCUGCAAAAGGUUUGGACUAUCUGCACAAUGGCAGCCAACCACGAAUCAUUCACAGAGAUGUCAAGUGCAGCAAUAUCCUUUUGGACGGUCAGAUGAAUGCCAAGGUCUGUGAUUUUGGCCUCUCCAAGCAGGUACCCCAAGCAGAUGCAACACAUAUCACCACUGUUGUCAAAGGCACAGCAGGCUAUCUUGAUCCUGAGUAUUAUUCCACCCAACAGCUGACAGAGAAGAGUGAUAUCUAUAGCUUUGGAGUUGUUCUUUUAGAGCUAAUUUGUGGACGAGAACCACUUAGUCAUUCUGGAACUCCAGAUUCCUUCAAUUUAGUACUUUGGGCCAAGCCCUACCUGCAGGCAGGUGCAUUUGAGAUAGUAGAUGACAGCCUAAAGGGAACGUUUGAGGUCGAGAGCAUGAGAAAGGCGGCGCAGAUUGCCAUAAGAUCAGUGGAGAGAGAUGCAUCACGGAGGCCAAACAUUGCAGAAGUAUUGGCAGAACUGAAGGAAGCUUAUGGCAUCCAGCUCUCAUAUCUUGCAUCCUUGGGACACUCAGGUUAAGCUAGCAAAGAGAACAUUAACAAGGAUUGUUUUUAUGGUCUUACAUAUUAUCCACGUUGGGUUUGUAGAGAGAGGAGAGAUUGUUAAUUUUAGGAGAGUUUGUGAAUGGUUUUGAUUUGAAGAAUAAGUUAUUUAACCAAAGGUUUAUUCUAGAAUCUAUCUUAUAUAUAAAUCUGUAUCAAUUCUGCUAGGAAUUCUUCAGUAUGUAUGUUUUGGAACUAUACAUACGAAAAAAAAAAGAGCCCGAAUUAGC